AUCUGUACAGACAUCACACCAACCAACUCGCGCGCAAAGUGAGAAGACUAAGUGAAAGCUUGAAAUGAUAUUAAGAAUGAUUUUGAUUAAGAAACGGGCAAGGUAUAUUCCACAAUAGUGCAAAUAAUUGUGAAAGAUGAUCGCGGAAAAGCAAUUGCGUGACCCUCGGUGAGUUGUAAGAUGACAUAUUAUCACGUAUCACACAAAAAUUAGUAUAAAUUCUCAGUCUGCAAUUUGUACCCAGCCCACAGUCUGCAUUUUGUACCUAGUCUGCAUUUUGUACCCGAUCUGCAGUCUGCAUUUGGUACCGACCGGAUUGGUGUUGCUGUUCUUUUUUCGAGCGAGCCUCAAGCCUAGACCGAAAUAUUAGAGCUCGAAAAAAACAUUUUAGUGAGACUAUCUUGGCCGCCAUGAUUGAUUAUAAAAAGGCCACUAGCUUAUCUCAUUUUUAGCUCAUUCAUGCUCAUUUUGUAUCACAAGUGUGAACUGUAUGUUGAAGAGCUCCCGUAGAAAAGCACAAUCAUAGAGCAAUGAUUACUUUAUACCAACUGAAGACGAACGCAAAUGCGCGGCAUACCAGUGUGGCUGCAUGCCUCUGAUGCUCUUCCUCGUGGUCACGGCGUGUGUUGAAUGAACCCGCUACGUGCUUUUGACUUUCACUAAGUGGGGAGGAGUAGCAUGCUUCCGUUCACGGUACACAAUGCAACUUCCGUCUACGGAAUACAACUUCCGUCCACGGUCUAAAAGUUCCGUAAGCAUCUGCUUCAACAAGAUCCUAAUGAAUGGACAGUGAAUCUUUAGGUCUCAGUGCUGGCCGAUAUUCUCACGUUUGACACUUCAUUAAAAACAUUUCCUCUGACAUUUUUCAGCGAGGCAAAUCGUAUAUUAUUAUUGCAAUCCUUUUUUAUAUUUCUUUAGUGCACGUAGAGCUCAUUGAACUAAACAAGUUAAAUACUUAUUCGUCCGUUAAUAAAUAAACAUGCGGUUAAUCUUCCACAAACUCCCUCCGCGAUGCAUAAAUUUCGUCAAUCGUGACUUUUGCCUCGUAUCGUGAUAUAAUCAAUCCAACGUUAAUAUGAAAUAUUAAAGCUGCUUGCAUAAUUUUGAUUCUGCCGUUCGCCUGUUUGGACCUCACAUUUGGCGAUUUCGUUCUUAAGCUUUGGAUGUAUAGAUAAAAGCCAUAAAAGAAACAAAAUUUCAUACAAAGAAAGUUGAAACACCCGUUCAGGAAAACGCUCGGUUGGCAAGUCCGGCAAUGAAUAAUAAUCACAGUGAUAAGCAAACUCGGAGAGAGCUGCAACUUGUAUUAAAAUGCUGCUUAGAAACGAAGCGAUUAUACUUAAUCGAGCUAAAACGAAGACAUUGUCUAAGCUUUAUCCAAUUUGCAUUUGGUGAUGUUACUACCACGAAUGUUCAAUUGUAUACUGCGCCAUCGUCAAGUGAAUCAUUUUCGUUCUCUAAAGUUAGUUUACAAAUGCACAUUGUCUGUUGGUCGCAUCUCGAUGACAAUCGCAUCUAUUCAGUGUCAACUCAAUCUUCUAAAAACAAGAGUUCUUAGGCACUUGUCCGCUUUCAGGACCAGUUUCGCGGCCGGAUAUCUCCCUGUCAACAGGUGUAUUUUGGCCAGUGAAGUUACAUUUUCCAUGAGCCGAUUAAUCUAACCUAGAUGUCUCUUCCUUCAGAUAUAGUCCUUCUUGGGCGGAGAAAAUAACAUAAAAUAUGACCGAACUCACCUAUCUUAAACAUAUGCUACAUGUGAGCUAUACACUUUGUCAUUAAACAAAAGCGGUUAAUAUGAUGCCAAAGCAAACAGUGAAUAAGAAUUAAAAGAAAAAUGAUCAAUAAGAAGAACAACACUGAUAAUGAUAAUGACAAAAAUAUAAAUUAUUGUGAUGACGAUAGUAAUGGUAUUAUUCGAAUCGAAAAGAAACGAAGAAGGAUGUCGCUGUAAAAUUAUAAAAUGUUACGAAGGAUUCUUGAGAAAGUACUGUUUUAGAUCUGUAAAUGUUAAACUACAAGAAAUUUUGAAUUUUUUCCAAAUUAAUCCUGGUGUGAUUGUUCGUUAUUUUCGUUCAUUAUAAGAGUACAUGGUUUCCUUUGGUAGGCUGCCUUACUUAUUUAAGUUCACAACCCCAAAAGUAGUUUCACAGUUUUUUUGUAUCAAUGUAUCGGCGAUACAUUGAUACAAAGUUCUUGUCAAGCUGAACAAUCCAUUUUUUAAUGAUAAGCACUGAUGUAUAGUAACUUCGCUUUCUCAUCGCAGGAGUUCUUUAUAACACGGAAAAUUCAUUUUCUUUUUGAAGUAGAUUGCAUUUCCUUGCCAACGAAAAAGUAAGGUCUAUUUUUUUUUUUGGUAAAUUUACGAGCAAUUUUAGUGCUGUUCAUUUUAGAUUUUGUUUGUCUCUAUUAGCAAUUUCGAAAAAGUAGCAAAACAAAUGAUGCCAUUUAGUUACUGAGUAGUUAAGAGACAAAAUUAAAACUACAUGUAUUCGGUGAAAAAUAUAAUUUUUUAUGAAUCAUGGAUUCGGGUUAAAACGAGAGUAUGCGGAUAAGUGAAAGAAAACAAUGAAAUCCUAUACAUUUUAGCAGAAGUUUUGUGUAAAAUCGCCAAAUUCGUAGAGUAGGUAAAUGAAGAUACAAUUAGUUAAUGACAACCAAGUUCGACUUAUGGCCCUCAGUAUCGUACGUUCUUCUAGAAAACAACUUAUUCAAUUUUGAAUAAACAAUCCCAUUUGCAGGCCACUUCAAACAUCCAAACAACAAAUUUGUCAACGUGUCAUGAUGAUGGGUAACUUUUGUCUUCGAGAAGCGUCAACGUGUUUGGCACUAUUAAUUCUUACCAGCCCUUUAUGGAAUCUCCCAUUGGUCAGAGGUGAAACAUGCGAUUCCAAAAUUAAGAGUAAGUAGUGUUUACUUCUUUUUAAACGUCCUGGUCAAAGAGCAUGUAUAUGCCUAUAUUUUUUUCUUGUAUGCGCAUUAAAUGAAUGCGUGUAUGUGCAGAAAGUGUAAAAUGGCUACCAAAAAAACAGCUCUCAGUCAGAGGAUCCAAAGGUAUCUUCAUCAAAAUGUUUAGCAUGUGUAGAUAAGAAAGGACGAAGAUAAACUCUUGACUGAUCCAGCGUUUAAAUAGACGACGUCUCGACCUUGGGCCUACUUCGGGUGGAACAUAAAAAAGCAAAAAUUAACAUUCAAAAGCUGCAUUCAAAAUUCAAAAUUAACAUUAAAAAGCUGCCUUAAAACUCUUGAUCGGUCAAGAGUUUGUCAACUAAACUUGCUAAAUUUGUAAGAUAGAUUUAUUGAUAAUCUUUCUCAUAUACAAAGAGAUUGUGCAUUAUUCAUUUUCUUUUAUCAUUAUUCAAUCUCUCCAACCCAGUCAGACCUGUUGUGGACAUCUCUUCAAGUCCAGAAAAUAGCACAUUACCCAUUGGUGCCUCCAUUACCCUGAAUUGUACAGCGGAGCCCAGAAUAGAAGAUGCAACGUAUCUGGAUAGAUAUGUCGAUUAUAUCGAGUGGUACGAUCCACAGAAUAACAAAGUUGUAGCUAAGUGCGAGCAGCCUUCAGGAAAAGGAAAACAACGUUUAAGCUGCCCAUUAGUGCUUAAAAAUCUGACAGUUGACAAAUUUGGCCGCUACAACUGCCAAGCCGGCAACGGUUACACAAAACACUGCACAAGGAAAUCAUUUGAAAUAGUGAUUCAAGGUAAGUAAACCAGGCUUAUCAUACCCUUAGUAAACAAUUAUUCCACUUGUGCUUGUUGGAUAUGCGAUGAUAGAUGGCCAACGAGGCUUAUAGGGCCGAAUUGGCUAUAAUCAUCUCGUAUCCAACAAACGCGAAUAGAAUAAUUGUUUUAUAGAAGACGCCUCAAAACAUAUAUACAAAAAUCUUCCCAACUUUAUUUUGCAUGAACAAACGGAACGUUACAAUGUACCAAAACACUUCCGGUUUGAUUCGUCUUCAUGCUUGCACAUGGUAAAAUGACCCAUAGCCCAUAAUGGCUAAUCCAAUGAAAACUCUUGAAUUGCAUUAUCCAAUGAUCCAGUUUUAAAUAUAUGAAAGUAAACAUCAUUUGUUUCUUAAUGCGAAGGUAGAUGCCGAUGAUGUUUAAUUCAGGAAUAAGGGGCCUCGAAUAAUCAGCUUCUAAGAAACCCCUGGAAUGUAUGGACAGGCAAGUCCAAUUCAUAAUUCAUUGCAAAAGGAAAAUUCCGCUGUGGUCAUUGGCUAACAAGGCCCGAAAUGCACUGUUCAAAGAACGAAAUUCUUCACGCUGAUAACGAUUAAAUUUGAAUCAGGAGCACUUCGAUUGACCUGUCCUAAUGCAUAUCAUAUUACUUGGUACAGUGGAACCUGUAUUAAGCGGCAAUUCACCGGGAAUGGUGGUGACCGCUUAAUUUAGGUUGACCUUUUAAUACAGGCUCCACGGAUAAGGAGUUUUAUUAUUAAAAAAAAAUGAUAAAAAAAUGAUAAAAAACCAAAAAAACAAAAACAAAAUUGAAACAAACACAACGCCACUAACGCCACUGUUAAAAUUGACCACUUAACGUACAGAAUCUCGAUCAAAGAUACUAUUAACUGGGCUAUAAGUGGCUAUUAAAAACAGGUGGAGGGCAAUACAAAGAGGCCGUUGGGACUUUGUAAAGGUUGACUACGACCGCUAAGUAGAGGUAACCGCGUAUUACCGGUAAAAUUAUGGUGAUUAGAGGGAGACAAACUGGAGACUUUGGCAACCGACAAACACUAAUGCAACCGACUGCUUAAUACAGGGUGGUCGCUAAAUACGGUGCCGGUGAUGCUGUAGCAGAAAAAAACCUACAUAUUCCUUGGAAGAUGAGAAAAGAAUUAUUUUGUGAAAAAAAAGAGGAAUGAUGAUAAUUAAAAUGAAAAAGGGAAGAGGUUCAUACCCCGGCAAGGGAGAGUUGGCCUGAAAUAGUUCCUUCUGGGUACCUGUAUAAGCAGUUCAUCUUCUUGUGUGGCAUAAAAGUAUGAUAGUGAAAAUAUCCUCUCGUUCUGCCGUCAUUUGCUUAUGAAAUUAACUUCAUACCAGAUUAUCUCAGUAAUAAAAGGGGAUAUUUAUUGCAAUGUAUUUUUUCCCUACAGGUCUUGCACCAGAGUUAGUAGAAGUUCCUCGGAACCAAAGCAUUGAUAUAGGGGCCAAUGUAACUUUCAACUGCACCGCCACAGGUCGUCUUAAGCCAAGCAUCUCAUGGAUCAAAAACAGUGAUUCAUCUGCCUUACAAACCAACUCAAGGGUGACAUUCAGUUCAAGUUAUAACAAUUCAAGUUCAUCAAAAAACCACAAAACCAUGCAAAGCCAGCUGUUUAUUACAGGAGCGAAGAAAGAAGAUUUUGGCAAAUAUCAAUGUGAGGCCAAAAACAGUGCUGGUAAAAAUUUGUCGCUGCCAGCUUUCUUAACCUUGAAAGAUUCAGGUUAGACAUGAAUAUGCAUUAGUGUAUGUUUGUCCUCCCUAUCACUUCAAAGUUGAAAACCCACGAAGUCUUCCCGUUGCAUGUCAACUCAGUCUCCCAGUUGAAAUUUCCCCAACACCAAGUAAGCGAGAAAAGCUCGGCUUUUGGAUGAUUGCCUCUUGGUGUACAUUUCCGUAGAUUGUAAAAACUCUCGGAGUGUCACCAGAGUAUCAAGAGCUAGAAAAUGAGCAGUUUUCUGUGAAAUGUUUAUACAAAUUUUUUAAGUUGUCAUUUGAGUUUCACCCGGUCACUGUACCUCCUCAGUCUUCUUAUCAUCAAGACUCCCCUUUAAGUUCAAUUCUCUUCAAACCGGGUCAUUCGAGCGGCAAAAAAGCCUUGGGCCCCGACAUCCCAAAGAAAGAUCACAAAUGAGACAAUUCAUAACGUCCCAUUCAUUCAUAUUACUUAAUUUUGUUUCAAUUUUCUAGAUGACCAGAAACCUGAGAUCGUUGAGGGUCCAAAGAACCAAAGUGUCCUGAUCGGUUCCAAUGCUACCUUAAGCUGCACUGUUAGGGGUCUCCCAAGGCCAACAAUCCGCUGGAUAAAGGACAAUUCUUCAUACCCUUUACAGUCUAAUCUCAGAGCACGUGUCAUUCCAGACGGGCCAACUAAUCGCAGCCAGCUUUUUAUAAUGAGAGUACAGACGGAAGACUAUGGAAAAUAUCAAUGCAUUGCAAAUAAUAGCAUUGGAAGAAGCCAAUCAGGAGUGGCUGUCUUGAACAAAGGUUAGGUGUUUUUUAAAUGGAAGGGAAAAAAAUAGGGUGAGAGGGGUCCUUCUUAACUACAAGUGCUGUUCUUAAGAACAACGUAUUUUUUAUAAUUUAUCCACAGCAACUCCUACUCUCACCCACGUGAAAAGAGAGCCAGAAAAUUCAGCAUCUCAGACAACUAUAGUCGCUGUAUCAUGCACUUUGGCAGCUGUAGUUAUUUGUGUAGUCACUGGGUUUGUGUGGAAUCGGCGUAGAAAUCGUGAUAAGGAGGUAAAUAAUGCGUUACGUGACAUCCCCACACAGAGUAAUGAUCUCCUCUGUCCGUCAUGCGACUUUGCUUGUGCUGGCGUCUAGACGAAUACUGGGAUUGACCAGCCAAGAACCACGCAGUUUUCUCAGGGGUUAAGAUGCAGAGUCGAGAAAAACUUCCCAAAUUCAACUGAUUAUUAUCAUUAUUAUUGUUGGUAUUAUUAUUAUGAGCUGUUUUCCCUUUCAUGGCGAUUUCCGUCAGUUUGGCUUUAUUUGGCAAAAUUCGGCCUUUAAAAUGAGUCAAGGCUUUGGAAAAUGCCCAUUUCUGUCCUUACUUGGUCUACUCCAAAUUGUCCUUUCCUCCACUUUGGGUCUGUAAAUGCCUCAUGCAGAAACAAGCAAGGGCUUGCGUGACCCAUAUUAAGGGGGUUUAUGAAGCAGUUCAAUCUGAAAAAAAGCUAUAUUCCUUACUUACAUACCUUAGAAUUAUCACAUUUGAGGAUUAUCGUCGUGAAAGAUGGUGCGUCUAUUUCAGCUAAAUUUGUUUGCUUUUUUAUCAAAAAAACGCUAUGUAAAUCGCAUACGACUGAUAAAUCAGAGUGCGAGAGACUUCAGUUCGUCCAGUUUAAAUUCAUGAUUAUGAAGGGGACUCAAACAAGUGAUGAUGAUGAUAAAUCUUGGAUAGAUAUCACAAUUGCCUAUUCUCUUAAAUCAUAUGACAGAGACGAAAACGUGCAAUAAAGGUGUAUCUGGAAAAAGGCCAACAGUUGAAAAAUGGGAUACAGGACCUUGAAAACUAUCGCUCGCCCAAUAGCCAAACCAUCGAAACCCCCGAGGAAAGGCUCCCGUUAGUAGGGGAUAGAGUAGGGGAGAGACUGCCUCCAGACGGAAGCGAGCAGGAUGAUUUGGUGCAAGGAAUAAAAGAAAGAGGUCAAGAGAGAUUAGAGUCGGGUGAGGGGAUUGCUGGUGGUCACAUUUUCACAGCUGAUAAACACUUAGGUGUCGACGAACAGCGGGAUUGUGGAGAGAUAUCUCAAGGGACCGAGGAAGAAUCUGAAAACUUGGAAAAUCUUGAAGUGUUUGAUGAAAUACUCGGAGAAGGCGAGUUUGGAAUCGUCUACAAAGGUCGCUAUGGUGGGAAAGACGGAAACAUAACAGAUGUAGCUGUGAAAAAGCUAAAAGGUAGGUACACGAAAUCGAAAUGUCUAUUUGUUAAUUCCUGAGUACAGUGGUAUACCUCUAAACUGAUUUUUUCUUUUUCGAAGCCAUGCACCAUCUUGAUUUUUUUCAUCAUUUUCCUUUUGGUGGAAAACACCCAUAAAGUCUGCUAUUGCCUCCUCUGAACGCUUUCUGUAGCCUUAACCAAGCCAGUUUUUUCCAUACGUAAUUUUAUUACCAUAGCCAGAUACGAUGAGCGAACUACGUAAAAUGAAGCAAUUUAAGAAAUGCCCUUGUUUUUUUUUCUCUACGUCAUUGUAGACCCUAGUGCCAUUGCCAAAGAAACCCUGCUUAAUGAGAUAAGGACCUUAAAGCAAGCUGGGAAACAUCCUAAUAUUGUCACUUUGAUUGGCACAAGGAUAGAGGAAGGUAAGUCAGUUUUCGACGAUGCAAUCCCGUCUUAGAAAUAUGCGUGUUUACUUGGUGAUUGACAGUAACAUGGUAACGUUCCAGCCGUGUGUAAGAUCAGUUAGAACAGUGCAUGUACUGACCUUAUGAUUAAAGACAGAUGAGUACACUUAACUGUUAAAAUCUGUGCUUCUUGAUCGGAAAAAAAAUUUUUUCUAAUUGGGCUAGUUUCAGGGAAGUUCAUAUGAAAUUUUUUCCUGUUUUUUUAGGCACCAACUAAACCUAAAUUACCAACGAAUCAUCUUUUGAUCAACCCAAGGUGCCAAUAAUGUCUAAUUUCUUUCUCUUGUCAACUCUAAUGUGUUUGCUCUACUCUCUCAAGGGAACGUUUUUGUGGUCACUGAAUUGAUUCAUGGUGGCAGUCUGGAAAAUCUUUUAAGGGCGCCAGGGGAAAGGAGCAAUUAUCAUAAUGUCUGCUGUAAGCUGAAUGACCGGCAACUGGUCACAAUUGCAUUUCAGAUCGCCAUGGGAAUGCAGCACUUAGAGGAGAGAAAGGUAAGACGGCUGGCAGCGUGUAGAGGUGUAGAGGUAAAUUUUCCAACCUUCCAUUAGAGAUGACUGUUCUCAAGAGAUUAGAGACAGUUGAUAAUCUCUUGCUGCACUAAAUAUAACGCGGGCAGUUCGAGGUUUUGAAGUGGCUUAAAGACAUAUUGGCGAUCUCUGGCAUUUUGGUUUAGGCCACCCAAUCAUUCGUGAGGCUCUGUUAAGCAAAUAUUUAUAACGCAGGCAAUUCCAGUUUGCAAAUUGUCUUCAGGACACCUUGAGGAUCUUUCGCACUUUCGUAUAGGUCACUUCAUCCUUGAGCGUCUCUAAGCAAAAAAAUUAUACAUUGUCUUCUCUCAUAGUUUGUCCAUCGCGACUUAGCAGCGAGGAAUAUUUUAGUUGAUGCCAACUUGGUGGCUAAAGUUGGAGACUUUGGAUUAGCCAGGGACAUAUCCGCUGCUGGUAUAUACACCAUAACCUCCAGCGUAAGUACGCUUUGCAAUCAAAAUCAACAACUAAACAGAAAAAUGAAAGAAACUGAAAUGCAUUUAAAUUGAUACUCUUCCUCGGUACAAUUGAGCAGAAGAAAUUAAUUUCUUCUAACGACAUAAUUUACAUUGAAACUCUCCACGAGCUGUGUAUUAUGUGACACGUCUACUUAACUAAUCAUAACAAUUACAAUUUCUUCAAAUGCGAUUGAUGCACCAGGCGCUUUAUAUUUCACAAAUUUUCCGUAGAUUUGUAAUCAGACAGUUGGCUGUAAUUGGACACCUGUAAUCGGACAGUUUAAGCAGCCAAUCCUACCCAGCCAAAUCCACCGAACACAGAAUUGAUUACAUUAACUAUAGAAACAACCAUUUUACCCAAAAAAACUGGGGAGUUUCGUGACAAACAAAUCGGACUCCCGCUUCGUGGCCGUCUGAUUUGUUAAUCACUCGUAUAAUCACAGACCGAAUUGGACUCUAUUCGGUCUUAUUACGAUUAUUAAGUAUGGGAUAGUGUCUGAACCUAUGAUAAUGUUAAUAACAAUAACAAUUAUGGGCACGGUAACUAUCACUCUGGUUUUUUACUGGAAAUCAGUAAUAAUUACAAACCAUUAUAUAUCUUAACGUCGAAAAAGAACUCGCUUACUAUAAUGAAUGCAUCCUUCCGUUUCAUAAGUUAUCCGCUUCACAGUUUCAAAGGGCAUUGCCUGCACUACACACAGUAACUUGCUCACAUGAAUCUAUCUUUUCAACAGGGCAAGGUUCCGUGGAGAUGGUCGUCGAUAGAAUCUCUACGAGAUCUGCAUUUUACAUCCAUGAGUGAUGUGUAAGUUUCCUUUUGUCUUUGUCAGUUUUCUGUCCUUUGACUUCGAGUGAAAGUAUUGCCUAUUUGAAAGGAUUUCCGAAAAAAAAACUUCUGCCGUGCGCUCGAUUAUAUCCCUUAGAAAAUUAUCAUGGUUACAUCUGGGCUUUUUUUUACGUUUUUUGUUUGUCUUCAUGUACAUGUACAUGCAUGGUGUAUCUAUACCUAUUUGCAUUUAUGGACACACCAUGAGAACUUAGCAUGACUUAAGAAAUUCCUUCCUUCAAAUCGAGCAUCAUAUGCACAUAUCACCUGAUUGAAAUAAAUACCACAGGCAAGGUCCACAUAAGAGGAAAGACUCAACGAAGUUUUGAGUGAUGUAAAUAUCCAUUAAACACUAAAAGAAUACAACGAGACUCGAUCUUUAAUCAAUUCAGCGCUAAUCGUUCGAAUUCUUUACUCACUGAAGUUAUUAACCCUUUCACUCCCAAGAUCUCAUUGUUAAUUCUCCUUACUGUCUGCCACACAAUUCUUUAGCUUCUAUUCGGAGAAUUUGGUAUGGACUCAACUAAUAAUCUCUUUAUUGGUAAUUUUUUUAAAAAUUAAACCGUCUUUUUUUAAAUCACAUCAUUUGCCUGCUUGAUAUUGUAUUGAUAUUGUAAGGAGAAAUUCUGUUUUGGGCUAAGGCCUUGAUGCUUAUUUGCAGGUGGUCUUUUGGUAUCGUUCUAUGGGAAAUCACCACUUGUGGUAAGUGUGAUGUGUUACUAUGUACGACUUAAACGACAUCUUAUGAACUACAAAUCAUAUUCUCGUCAUGAGGCUCCAAUCCGUAAAGCAGCCCAAAGUUAGCAAGGCUCUUCUGUAAAGCUAAAUAUAUAGACACAAGCAUUUUCAUUUUGGAAAUGACCAUUGCCAGUCAGACGAAACUAAACAAGAUGAGAAGACCGCUUCCAGGUGUAGGUUGUGCUCGUGUCAAACAUUUUAUACGUGCUAUAUCUUAUUUAUCACAGUGCUGCACUUAAUUUUAUCUACCUAAAUCAUCCACAUAAAGUCUUUGCAAGUCUCUAUUUAUUCACGAAGUUAUUGCUGAAAUACUUAUUGUCUUAAAUGAUAUUCUUUAAAAACUGAAAUCGUUAAAUCAUAUCUUAUUUCCGCCAAACAGGUGAGUUGCCGUACCCUGACAUCACAUCACCAAUUGCCUUAGUAACUCGACUUGCUUCGGGAUACCGGAUGCCUCGUCCCGAUCGAUGUUCGGAAGAACUGUAAGCUAUAAAGUCCUAAAUAAUGCUAGUAAAAUUCAGUUGAAUCAUUGAAUAUCAAGAAGGCUUUAAAAAAUGGACGUUUACCUGCCGGAUUUUUCUAAAAAUAAUUGAAAAUCGUUUUACCUUUCGAGCAAAGUCUCGCAAGAUCCGUUGACACUCAAUAUUUCUCGUUGAAAAUCAAAACGAUGCAUUAAGCUAAGUGAAUCAGUCGUGAUGAUUUAAUAACAAUUUAUACAUCAAAUCAAAUGUCACAUUCGGCCAAUAUGUGAUCUUUCCAAUGAUCAUUGUCAUGAGUUCAAAAUCCCCUCUUUGCACCCCUUUCCACGCUUGGUAUGGUCCAUUCAAAUGCUGAGGGUAUCAGUUGCAAGACAAUGUUAGCUAAUACUGUAUUGAAUUUUUAGAUAUGAGCUCAUGAGUUCUUGUUGGAAAGAAAAUCCUUUGAUGAGACCAGCCUUUUCGCAGAUCGCCCAGCAGCUGAAGAAUUUUUUGCGAGAAGUGAAGGUAAUUAAUGAUUGUAUUUAGAAGCUUUCCAUUUCUUCCUUCCUUUCGCUUUUCUCAAAAUUAUAUCUGCCCUCUUCUUCCUCCUUCCAUUUAUUCAUUAUGCUUCCCUUUACCCUUCCAUGGAUCCCUCUGUCACUCUGUCAGUCCUUCUGAUAAACCUUUUAUCUCCAACUGCAGCUAUCGACCCAUCCAUUCGUACACAUACUCAUCCAUCCACUUGCUUUCCGUCUAUCGAUAUGACCUUAACUUCCAUUCGUUCCUUCAUCUGCUUAUUCGUAAGUUCAUUCUUUCUUAGAUUUAAUUCUUAUACGGUACAACCGUUAUUUCUAUCCUUAUUCGUAUUUUUUUUGCGACUAAUUUAUUCAGAGGACAUAUACAAAUAUCACAGAGUUCAACGAUGGAGAAGCUUGAUGAUACCCUGACGCUGAAGCAAACACCUCAUUUUAUGUAAUUGAUAGUAGGAGGAUAACCACGAGAUCUCAAAUAAGCACAUAGACUCAAAAAUUUAGAAUCAAUUUUUUUCCUUUGUGGAGGAAAGUUUUCCUCACAAUAAGUACUGCAAAUCUUAGCAUAGAAUAAAACGGUGCAUCCUGUAAUACUUACAAUGCUGAAGUGGCCAAGAAAAAUCAUCGCUAUCGCGUAAAUAGACUAGAUUAGCGUGGAUUGCAUUAACUCAGAAAAAAUCUAAGCACGCAUCUGAUCUAGCUUAAAACAGGUCCUCCUUAUCAGUGCUACCGCACGAGUGCUUUCUUCGCUCGCAGGCAGGCUACUCUUCUUCCGUGCUCUAGCCGCUUCCAGCGUGCUUUACAACAGAAUAGAACACAGUCGAGGCUUCUUUAUUUGUUAAAUAAAAGAUGGACCAUUUGAAAGGUAAUGACUUUCGAAUAAACAUUUAACCAUAAAUCAGGGUCACAGAGAGUGUAAGGGGCAGAGUGUGACACGCGACACAAGACAGAAAUAAUCUUCAGCAAAAUAACAUCCUAAAAAGUAUCUUUACCAGAGUAAUGAUAAUCAUAUCAACACGUAAAUGAAGUGAAAGUGUGUUGAGAGAACA
This is a messenger RNA of Pocillopora meandrina, 12636 nucleotides long. Lineage: Eukaryota; Metazoa; Cnidaria; Anthozoa; Scleractinia; Pocilloporidae. The record is from the annotation of a GenBank genome assembly.